Messenger RNA from Auanema sp. JU1783, 942 nucleotides. The record is from the annotation of a GenBank genome assembly. Lineage: Eukaryota; Metazoa; Nematoda; Chromadorea; Rhabditida; Rhabditidae.
AUGUUCCCCAGUGGUAUCACAUCCAACUUCUCCUUACCUAUCCCUGAUAACAGCACUUAUGAAGGUUUUAACACGACUAUUGAAAUAUUUGAAGCGUUUAAUACUAUAACUGCUAGUGUUCUUGGAUAUAUCUUACAUCUGAGCAUAGCCAUUGGCAUCAUUAAAAGGAAGCUCUUCAAAGAUGGCUUUAUGGCUUUAACCUAUUAUAGAAGUUAUAAUGAUAUGAUCUAUCUCUUCACAGUUUUUAUCGUCUUUGAGAUUCGAACUUUGGAUGGCUCAGAACGUUAUGGAAAACAUUUUGAAAACUUUUCUGUUAACAUUAAGUUAAUCUUAUUGUAUGUACAAGAUGUUACUCAAGUUCUGCAGCUUCUGCUGCUCUUCCUAUGUAUCGUUCAUCGAUUUCUCCUGUUCGUUCGACCGGGAGCUAUAACUAUAGCAUACAUAUUUUUUACCCUCUUAGCUAUAAUAAUCAACGCCUUCGUGAUUGCUCAAGGACCUUCCAUGGAAAGAAAAAAAUAUUUACAGUCUGCUCUAAUGUUUUCAACAAUGGCUAUGAUUAUCUUUUGUAUUGUAGUCCAAUACUCAUUGAGAAAGCAUUUUCGAGCUAAUAAAUACAAUGUGUCUGUCAGCGAGAUUCAAAGUAAAACAUCGAAGUUUCUAUCAUGGCUGGUUCUAUUGUAUUCUACAUGCUAUUUCUUAGUCCCAUUUUUAGCUGGAGUGAUACGAUCUGUUUACUACACAAUGAUACGAGAAAAGUAUCCACAAUUAUAUUUUCCAGAAUAUGCUCAACUUCUAGAUAUGGUUGCAUUCUGUCUUCUACCUUGGCUACCAUUUGGAAAUGGAUUACUAUCAAGAUGGUCAAUACAAGGAGCAUUAACACCUAAUGGAUCUCCGCCUAAUAGACUAACGGUUGUGAGUACACUAUCAGAAUCACAGUGUUGA